This is a messenger RNA of Candidozyma auris, 690 nucleotides long. It is a transcript of the gene PGA54, whose product is annotated as Pga54p. The transcript has a single exon. NCBI's taxonomy places the organism in Eukaryota, Fungi, Ascomycota, Pichiomycetes, Serinales, Metschnikowiaceae. The record is from RefSeq and is a predicted model, not a curated record. Bases 1 to 690 code for a protein of 229 amino acids.
AUGAUCUUUCCUAUUGUCAAGCUCGUGUCAAUCGCUGCUUUAGCUUCAGCUGUGCCUUUCAAGCGUUAUGAUAACAACACUGAUGUGCAGAUUGCUUCUGUUCUGUCAGAUGUUGAUACUACGAUAACGGUUGACAAGUAUGUCACCAUCACCUUGCCAUCUACCACUCUUACUGUUCCGGCCACUGCGUCUAUCGCCAAGGAAGCCUUGGCAUCUCAAUCUGCCCAAGGGGAGUUGACGGUAACAUCCACUAUUGUUGAAUACACUACGUUGGUUGACCAAGGUACGUCUUUGACUACUCCAGUGUCCACCAGAACGAGCACCAUAACGUCCACUCCAACCACCACUUCCACAAUUACUAGCUUCGUGACAAUCACUGAAGCCGAGAAGUCGGAUGCUUCGGAUGUCUGUGUCCCCAGUACAGUGACGGUCACAGUGACUGAGAAGCCAAAUCACUCGACUGAUGAAAGUUCUGUCGUAACAAGUACUUCUACGUUUGUCUCGUCAUACCCUGUCGAAGCAGAGUUCACUUUGAGCGGAAGCACUAUCACCGUUACUUCUUUUGUCGAUGUAACAUCGACGCAAACAUUCACCACAACAGAGAACAGCAGUUUGCCUCUGGGUGCAUCAAAUGGAACUUACCAAGUACCUCAAAGAGUGAAGAGAUCGUCUUUAUAUCACUUCUUCUGA